This is a messenger RNA of Phyllotreta striolata, 1257 nucleotides long. The record is from the annotation of a GenBank genome assembly. NCBI's taxonomy places the organism in Eukaryota, Metazoa, Arthropoda, Insecta, Coleoptera, Chrysomelidae.
CAAAGAUGUUAUGAAUUUCUCCACAAAUCGCAAAUAAUUUCAAGUAGAAAAAUGUUUAAAGCAAUUAUCGGUGUACUUUUCGUGUUUUCCACCGAAUUUAUAUCAGUACAAUCCUCAAUUUACAAUAAAGUGCACUACUUGGACCACGGUGAUAAAUAUAGCGUAAAUCCGAGCGGCAGCGGUCUGGAUUUAGAAACGUUUUGCUACAAAGGAAGGAAGAAAUCGAUUAUUUACACGUGGCAGAGCGUAAUCUUCACAAUCCACCACCCCAGCGAUGAUUACACGCUAUACGAAGGCUGUUCUCCCGAAGACGUCCAGAUGGAGUUUUCGAAGAACAAAUAUUACUGGUCCCCGAAUAUAUUUAUGGUUAAACAGAAGAGCUUUAAGAUCGAUCCGUUUAAUGAUACUUGCAUCGGAGUGAGAAGUAUUGCUCCCUACGUUGUACACUAUAACGUUAUAAAUCUCGAUUUUUGGAAGUUGUUGUUUCUGGGCGUCGGUAUCGGACUGUUUUUAUCAGCCGAUGCUUUGAGUAAAAAUACAGUGUUUCAUUACAUCAGCGGGAUAACGUUCGGCAUUUGCGCUUCGACUCUUAUCAUCAUUUAUUUUAUCAGUAAACUUUUUCCCAGGAAACCCUUCGUGUACGGCGCCCUAGGGCUCGGAUGGACGCUCGUCAUCUACCUAGGGAACAUAAUAUGGGAAAACAUCCAAACGAUCGUGACCGAAUACAAAUUGUACGUGUUGUGGUACAUUUUGCUAACAGGCCUCGUCAGUUUCGUGUUUUGCUACAGGUGGGGCCCGGUGAAGAACCAGCGCACCAUGAAUCUCAUCAAAUGGUCCCUGCAAUUCCUCGGGAUGUGUUCGAUAUUCAACAGCAGCAGUUACCAAGAGGCCGCCAUGGCCCAAAUCGUGAUACUAUUAAUCUCUUAUAACCUUCCGCAGAGGUGGAAAAUGGCGCCGAAGAAUUAUUGGAUAAGGCGAUUUCCUCCUAAAGUUAAAUUCCUCAGUAAUGAAGAGUAUUACCAGCAAGGCGUUAGAGAAACCGCCAAAGCUUUGGAUGAAUUGAGAACGUAUUGUUCGAGCCCUGAUUGCAAUCAGUGGAAAACAGCUUUGAAGUUAAAGGAUGUUAAAAGAUUCGCCUCGUUUAUGGAAGGAAAUUCCCAUCUCAGCGACGAUGAAUUGUUGGAAUACGAAACAUUCAUCCACGAUUUAACAGAUGAUGAAGAUAACACCCUCACCGAUGAAGACGAUGAAGAUUAA